Molecule: messenger RNA, 2876 nt
Organism: Mauremys reevesii (Reeves's turtle)
Lineage: Eukaryota; Metazoa; Chordata; Testudines; Geoemydidae
Gene: PIK3IP1
Product: phosphoinositide-3-kinase interacting protein 1
Exons: 12
Coding region: 847-1623 (258 amino acids)
Molecular function (GO): signaling receptor binding; endopeptidase activity
Source: RefSeq, a predicted model, not a curated record
AUAAAAGGUGUAGAGCUUCUUUUAAAAAGGGAGGAUUCUAAAAGCAUCCCCAUGUAUUCUUCUUAUCAAAGGGACUCUUAGAUUGAAAUUAAAUGAAAGCGACUUGCUUCCCAGGCCAGUGGACAUGAAACCUAUUAGACAGGUACCUUCUCCAGGCAGCUUUUAUGAGCUCUCUCCAGAAUUGUCAGGCUGACUCUGCUAACUGUUCGAACCCAAGGGCAUGGAUUGGGAGAGACUUAAGUCAGACCACAAUGGAGAAGGUGACCCAGCAACAAGUGUCUGUGUGAAAGAGCAGCUGCAAUCCAUUGGCCAUCCCCACUGAAUACCAGGAGGAGAGUGAAGAUGAAAGGUUUUCCCACAGGUGAAGAAGUAGAACAAAGAAAACCAAAGGGACAGUCUGGAAGAAGAAAACAUCUGUGACAGUUUGGUCUGCUACUAUAAGCGGCUUCCAGGUGAUGAUUCCAAAGCAUUUUAUAAGCACUGAUCUUCUCAACAUCCCUCUAAGAAUCAUAUUUUUCUUCAAACCCCCACUUCUAUGGCACUACUCCUGUGGGAUAGCAAGCAUGGCCCUUCUGUAGCUGUCAUCGCACUGUUACCAAUCAAUCCACUAGACCAGCAAAAAACAUCAAAUGGCCUUGUUUCAUAACAUGCAUUGUCACACAGGAGCCAGACUCUAGAGAGGAGGAGCCUUCGCUGCAGUGAGCUACAGCCCAGCCUGUUUACCAAGAGAAAAUAACAAGACCAAAGCAGGGGCCGAGGCCAAAAAGGAGCGAGCAGCAUUCCCAGAUUGCUGAGACUUCCACGGCUACUUCUCCAGCCUUCGCUCGUGCCCGGAUUGGAUCAAGGAUGCUGGACUGGGUGCAAGCUUUGCUUCUCGGCGCCGCGCUGCUAACAGCAGCGUCUGCCACCGAAGAAUGUGUCCGUGGCAAUGGCGUUUCCUACCGGGGCAGCCAGCAGCUCACCUCGAGCGGUGCCCCGUGCUUGAACUGGCUGGCGGUGCGGAGAAACCACAGCGCCGCUCUCCUCGCAGUCUCCGAGGAUCACAGCAGCUGCCGGAACCCCGACGGCGCUGCGGCCCCCUGGUGCUACGUGAGCGGCGAGGCCGGCAUCCCGGAGCGGAGCCCCUGCGACAUCGCCCCCUGCCCAGUUGAUACCUCCUCCACAGAGACUCUGGUCCCUACAGUUGUGGCUGAGGUUUCUCAGGGGAUAGACCAGGUAUUUGAACCAGCUGAUACUUUACCAGCCCGGAGCGAGGCAGCUGCUGUGCAGCCCGUCAUUGGGAUCAGUCAGAGAGUCCGGAUGAAGUCCAACGAAAAGAAGGACUUGGGGACAUUAGGCUAUGUGAUGGCCUUCAUCAUGAUGGUGAUAAUCAUUGCCAUUGGAGCUGGCAUUGUUGUGGGCUACAUCUACAAAAGGGGCAAAGACUUGAAGGAGCAGCACGAGCAGAAGGUUUAUGAGCGUGAAAUGCAGCGCAUCACCCUUCCACUUUCUGCCUUCACGAACCAGGCCUGUGAGCUUGUGGAUGAGAACACGAUAGUGGUACACACCAACCAGACCCCCAUAGAGGAGGCACAUGAUGGCAACGCACCUCUCAUGGGCCAGGCGGGUACUCCUGGUGCCUGAGGAGCUAGGGCCAGGAGAGGCACAGGUUGAAACGAUUGAGGCUAAGAUCCCAGUCUCUUGUUUUGGGAGUGGGGGUUCAUUUGUGUUUUUUUUGUUGAUGAAUUCCAGCAAGUGACAGGACUUGGAGAUGCACUGAAAUGGGGGCUGUUCAUUUUGUGGCUAGCAGGACUUGUUUCACUUGAGGACUGGUGCAAUGUGCCAUGCUGGCCCCACCUCCUGUACUUCAGAAUGGGAACUCCCCGCAUCCUCUUUUUCUGUUCCUCUCCCUUUUGACCAGUGUUACAUGCAUUUCAGCCUGUACUCUGACACAGCAGCAGUAUCAGAGGGACUGGUGGGAGCUUUACAGCAGGGUUGUGUAGAGACUUUGAAUGUACUUUUAUAGGAGAAAAGCUGUUCUGUGCAAAUGUCUUUUAGAGAUGGGGAAGAGUCAACUGACAACUAUCAAUAUGGGCACAUGAAGAGCUCAGGUUCAGCUAGGAGACAGAAGAUUUUGGUUAAAGGGGAGGGAGACAGCCCCCAAUGCAUUGCUUAAGAGAUCUCUCUCAAGAUACUCUUAAAGCAAAGUCUUCCAGUGCCCAGGACACAUUCCCCACUCUCUUUGGCUGGUACGGAAGAGCCUGGUUCCAGAGCAUCGAGCUGGGCUGUCUGCUAGGGCAGAAAUAUUUCAGAAGUGGAGGGAAGAUAGACAACCCCUCAAUCAGCUUCAGGCAGAACGGCCAAGUACUCUUUGCUGCUUAAAGGGAUAGUAGCCAUUUCUGAAUUCCUUUCAGACUUUCCCCAGGGAUGUGUAUUUCCAGCAAACAAGAGUUUAAGCCAGUCCUAGGGUGAAUGCAAGUGGAAAGUGCUUGAGAGAAGGACAAGCCAGCUGCACUAGUGCAGGCACAUCAAGGCCUUGUGCAUCCUGUUCUGUGUCCCUUGCACAGGCUGCAGGAGAGGUCACGCUGUAGGGGCUGUUUAUCCAAAGGGGCCAGUUUGGAUAAAGAUUUUAGGGCAAGUGUAUCAGCAAGAAGCACUUGUCUGUUCAUAAUCUGUGUAGGACUAAUUCAGAGAAAUGCACAGCCCCAUUGCUGCAGCAGGGUUCAAGCCAUCCAAAUAAGGUUUUCUACCCACUUACUUUAAGGGGACUUACUGAGCAGACAUUAAGGGUUGAUGUUUAUAUGGUUCAGAAAAGGGAUUUUUUUUUUUAAAGUCUUUGAAUACCAUUUCUUUGUAAAUAUUUUAAAUACCUCAAAAUAAAUAUGCAGAUUGUGCUA